AUGUCCAUCCUGCUACGUUUCAUUGUGCUGACGGCAGCGACAGCAGCGUGUCUGUCACAAUAUGCCACGAAUGGUCGCUCUGCUUGGGGCACUUUACCAUCGCAACAUUUCCCGACAUUUCUCACCGACGGGCCCUUGGGAGAUGGACUACCCUGGGGCUCGGCAAAUCCAGCUGGAGAACCGCCCAACACAGGGGUGACUCGGCACUACCAUUUCAGCAUCACGCGUGGCUUCAAGGCCCCGGACGGCUUCAAUAAGAGUGUGAUCCUCGUCAAUGAUCAAUUUCCGGGUCCGGCGAUUGAAGCCAACUGGGGAGAUAUUAUCCAGGUGACGGUCGUCAACAAUAUUGACAGCCCCGACGAAGGUGCCACCAUGCAUUGGCAUGGUAUGACCCUGAAAGACACUCCGUGGUAUGAUGGUGUUCCUGGUGUUUCCCAAUGCCCGAUCACUCCCCGUGGUGGUAGGCUCACCUAUACCUUCCAAGCGGAUCAGUUCGGGACUGGGUGGUACCACUCGCAUUACAGUGCUCAGUAUGAUGACGGGCUAUACGGUCCAAUGGUGAUCUACGGUCCCGUCCAGCCCGAAGUCACCUAUGACUAUGAUCUGGGACCGGUGAUGAUCUCCGACUACUUCCAUAUCAGCUACAACAAGGCGUUGGAACUGAGCUUUUCGAAGCCACCGGUGCCAUUGAGCGUCGACAAUAACUUGAUCAACGGCAAAGGAGCUUAUGACUGCAACUCUACCAACACACAUGGGAGCUGUCUUCCUGGGGCGGGACAUGCGAAGUUUCAAUUUCAGUCGGGGAAGCGCUAUCGACUGCGGCUUAUAAAUACUGGAUCACUUGCAAACCAGAAGUUUAGCAUUGACAACCACGAGAUGACAGUCAUUGCCAACGAUUAUGUUCCGGUCAAGCCUUUCAACACCAGCGUUGUCACCCUGGGCGCUGGUCAGCGGACAGAUGUCAUCGUCCAUGCUACUGGCUCUCCCACAGACGCCGUGUGGAUGCGAUCGGAUAUUGACAUGGUCUGCCUCCAAACGACAGCCAGUAUCCCUACGGCGCUUGCAGCUAUCUAUUACGAAUCAGCGAACCCCGAUCAUCCUCCGGAAACAAAAGGCUCGUCAUGGGAAAGCAACAACUGUCGUAAUGACCCAUUGAGUCAGGUCGUCCCAUAUUACCCAUUAGCUCCUCCGGAGCCCGAGACGGUCCAGGCUGUAACAGUCACCGUUGGGUUAAACGGCACGGGAUAUGCAGUCAUGUUCAUGGACGGCUCAUCCUUCCGCGCCGAUUAUCACCAUCCCGCACUGCUUGAUGCCAAAGCAGGAAACUUCUCUUUCCCCACAGAGCGGAACGUCUACAACUUUGGCAGCAACUCCAGUGUGCGGUUGAUUCUGAAUAAUAUGUAUGGCACUGUGCACCCCAUGCACCUACACGGCCACAACUUCUGGGUCCUGGCAGAGGGCCUGGGGACAUGGGAUGGUGAAAUCACAAACCCAUCGAAUCCACUACGUCGUGACACGCAUAAUCUCCAGCCCGGAACCCCCGACCAGCCAUCCUAUGUCGUCCUCGAAUGGAGGCAGGAUAAUCCGGGUAUUUGGCCUUUUCAUUGCCAUAUGUCUGUGCACUCCAGCGCCGGAAUGGUCAUCUUAGCCCUCGAACAACCGGACUUGAUAAAAGAGCUACACAUUCCUAUGGUCAUCCGCCAGACCUGUCAUCAUUGGGAAGAAUUCAAAAGUCCGUCGCUGGUCAAACAGAUCGACUCCGGUAUAUAG
This is a messenger RNA of Aspergillus bombycis, 1770 nucleotides long. RefSeq lists its product as uncharacterized. The transcript has 4 exons. Gene Ontology annotation, molecular function: oxidoreductase activity; copper ion binding. The record is from RefSeq and is a predicted model, not a curated record. The coding region runs from base 1 to 1770 and encodes 589 amino acids. NCBI's taxonomy places the organism in Eukaryota, Fungi, Ascomycota, Eurotiomycetes, Eurotiales, Aspergillaceae.